AGAGAGAGAGAGAGAGAGGGGAUGGAUGAUGAGAAGAGAAGGAGCGGCGCCGGAGGAGCGGCGGAGGAGGAGAUGAGCGCGGGGAUCCGUACGGCGGAGACGAUGCUCCGGUUGGCUCCGGUGGCUCUUUGUGUGGCGGCUCUUGUUGUCAUGCUCAAAGAUUCUGAGUCCAGUGACUUUGGCUCUGUUUCUUACUCCAAUCUCAUAGCUUUCAGGUAUUUGGUGCAUGCAAAUGGAAUAUGUGCAGGUUACUCUCUUUUGUCGGCUGCUAUUACAGCAAUGUCUCGCUCUUCCUCCACCUUUCCUCGUGCUUGGACCUUCUUUUGCCUCGACCAGGUGUUAACGUACAUGGUGUUGGGAGCGGGAGCAGUGUCGAGUGAGGUGAUAUACAUAGCGUACAGAGGAGACUCGGCAAUCACAUGGAGCGAAGCAUGCAGUUCGUUCGGUAGCUUCUGCCACAAGGCAACUGCUUCUGUCGUCAUCACCUUCGUCGUCGUCUCCCUCUAUGUCUUUCUCUCUCUUCUCUCUUCUUACAAGCUCUUCUCUCUCUAUGGUCCUCCUCCUUCGUCUUCUGUUCAUUCCCACAAAGACACCGUCCAAGUCGCUGUCUUUGGAGCUUGAUCCUUGCUUUCCCUUUGAAAUUUCGACAAGACAUGUAAUGUAUGUAUGUAUGUAUGUAAUAAACAUAUGCUUUUAAACUUGUUCUUUUUUUCUUUCUAUA
Tarenaya hassleriana is the source of this 721-nucleotide messenger RNA. Its product is annotated as CASP-like protein 2A1. The record is from RefSeq and is a predicted model, not a curated record. The transcript is spliced from 3 exons. Lineage: Eukaryota; Viridiplantae; Streptophyta; Magnoliopsida; Brassicales; Cleomaceae. Bases 22 to 621 code for a protein of 199 amino acids.